Podospora pseudopauciseta is the source of this 2250-nucleotide messenger RNA. RefSeq lists its product as uncharacterized. Lineage: Eukaryota; Fungi; Ascomycota; Sordariomycetes; Sordariales; Podosporaceae. The record is from RefSeq and is a predicted model, not a curated record. The transcript is spliced from 2 exons. Bases 1 to 2250 code for a protein of 749 amino acids.
AUGGCCCUGUCGAUUCUUGGGUUGACACUUCAAAGCUUGCACAAACCCAAAACCUUUUUCAUCGUAGACUACAAGAGGGACAAUGGACGAAAAUGCCUGAGCCGGCUAUUCGAGUGGAUUAUCUCAUACGUUCACAUCAGUGAGACGAAAUGCUGGAUCACGGAGUAUCCGAGCCCACGACUGUCAUCAAUCAUGGAACUGUCACACUUCUUUCGGGUACCGAAACAGUCACCAACUCAAGGCCAUCUUGCAGAUUUUACCGCCAAAUGGACCACAUGGGGAUCGCAUACUACCUGUCCAGUCCAUCUCAGUUUCGAAGCAUCGUCAAUACUGAAAGGUCUUGCAUGCUUGUCCCAAAUUGCUGAGCACUCGAGUCUCAGGCAACACCACUCGUAUGCCCUCAGCCCCAGGAUGAGAAUCCUUGGCGGAUCCUCGAAAGGCAUAAACUCCCGAAAGGGCCCAUAUGGAUUGACCAAUACUCUGGGCUGUUCCUCUCCUCCAGAAAUCGCUUGUGUUUCGAAUAAUCAUGAAGAGAUCUUCUCCUGGCUUCAGACAUUGCCUAGCUGUCUGGCGGUGGAGUUCAAAUUAGAUCCUUCUUUUCCAAACACCUCAGAUUUGAGCGCGGCGCACUUCCUAAUUGAUCCACGAAGCAACUCAGACAUCUCUUCAUAUUCAUCAGAGAUGACGAUUGAUUCUUACAUGCUAUCAAUCUCAGAUACACCAAGCAGUGAGGCUCAAAACCUUUCCUGCCACAUGCACUCUGGCAGAUACCAAUCGCUCACUGGGUGCCUUGCUACUCUGCUCUACAAGGUGUUCAUGGAUCAACUAUCUCGGAAUAUCUCAGUGUCUUCCCGCCCCAAUGCUACCGGAAAGCAGCCUCGGAACGGCUGUGAUUCUGGACACCCACAAGACGGAGGAGAUUCCACCCAAGUAGCAAAUGGGGAAGCACCCAAUGGGUCUUCAGUGUCUCGAGAAAGCGCGAUAUCUAGUUCCGAGGCUCCUGCUUCACAGCCGCUUAAAAGAACCCGUGAAAGCGACAGCAACGAAGACGACACCCCUGACGGCAGACGACCCCGGCGAACUAAGGUCCAACUAGGGGAGCUACUCAACUCGCCGAAGUUGCUCGCCUGUCCAUUUUGGAAGCUUGAUUGUCAGAAGCACCGAAAAUGCUUCAAGAGUGAACUACAUACGGUUAGCCGAGUUAAACAGCAUCUUUCUCGAAGACACAGGCCGACGUUCUACUGCGAUCGUUGCAUGGUAAUAUUUCCCGACAAGGCCAGCCACAACCGCCAUCUGACGCAGCUAUGUAUCCUGGAUCCGAAUGCCUCCCUGGACGGAAUUAGCCAUCUCCAACAGUGGGAGCUGUCGAGGCGAUCAAACCGAAGUCUCAGUGAACAGGAACAAUGGUUCGCAAUUUGCGACAUUCUAUUCCCCAAUCAGACCAGGCCCAUGUCAGCCUAUAUGGACCAUCGCUUGUCCGAAGCAAUCUGCCAGUUUCGUGAGUUUACGCAGCGUCAAGGCCGCGUCAUAGCGACAAGGGAGCUUCACAAAAGUGGUGUUCUACGCGAUAUCUCAACUUCUGACAGCAAGAACCAUCAAAGAUCAAACGACACAGCAAGCGCAGCUACUGAAGCAGUCAUCCAGGGUGCCUUGGGUCGUGCUCUCGACCUGAUAUUCGAAGACUGGCUGGCGGACGCACCGGUUGAGGCGUUGCAGAGGUCGGAACUGUCAUCAACAGAGCCUAACGGAUUAGAGGUCCCAAACCUCGUAGCUUCCUCCAGCUCCGUGGCUGACAGUGGUGUGACACUGGUGAACAACCACACACAACUGACCCAACCCGAACAACCGGCAUGUAGCCCCCAUGUUGCGCCCUUGCAAGAUGGCGCCCCGGUAUUCCUUGAUGCCAAAGGUCUUUCGUCGGAAGGCGCUCUUGUUGUUGCAAGCAAUGCUAGUCUAAGCCAAGGGUUUCCAGAGCCGACAAUGAUCAAUCACACUCAACCCCUAGACAACACAAGGGCAUGGGAGAAAGACACAAACGUUACGCUUGACAUUGAUCGCCAUUUACUUGACAUCGGCGUACCCAUAGUGGGCGAACUAGCUUUGGAUACGCAUGUUAACAGAAGCCCGGACUGGAAGGGUUCGACUGGGUCAUGGGAACAUACAGACAUGCUGAACACCGUACCAUGCGAUGAGGCAGGGAUGGGACUAUUUUUUGAUAUACAAGCCUUCAGUAACCAACAGUUGUUUUGA